AACACUGUAUAGGUACAGUCUACUUAGCUAUAUGUCAUUGUGGCUAAAUGGAGGUUUUGGUUGUUGUAUUGUAGUACUUUAAAAGCUAGUUCGAUUAAUGAUCAACGAAUUAAUGAAUUUUUACAUAUUAAAAAGUCACCGAAGGGACGCAUAAUACAUCAUAUGUUACUUACAAAGAUGAUAUGGGCGAAGUUGACACGUGGACACAGACGAAAGUAUACUUGCUGCAGUACAAUACAAUUCUAACGAAGUAAUUCAAGGAUUUGACAUAUCACCGUUUGAAAAUGUUAUGUGAACGUGCAAUAAAUGCGUGACUCAACAUGUCCAUGAAAAAAGAAUCACCUUGGGAUGUAGAAUUGCAUCUUGCAGCUGCGCAUGGAGAUGCAAAACGUCUGCAUAUUCUAUUAGAUUCUGGUAGAGUUCAUGUUGAUUGUAAAGACAAGGAUGGAACAACUCCUUUGAUACUUGCUGCUGCUGGAGGACAUUUAGAGGCUGUCACCGAAUUAUUACAGCAAGGAGCAGAUCCUAAUGCUAAAAGACUGACAGGGACCACAGCUCUCUUUUUUGCUGCCCAAGGUGGUUUUAUGGAUAUUGCUAAUUUGCUUUUAGAACAUGAAGCACUUGUUGAUUCUUGCAGUAUGGAUGGAGGUACACCAUUAUUUGUUGCUUGCCAAUAUGGUCAUUUAGAUGUGGUCGAAGGUCUUCUUGACAAAGGUGCCAAUCCAAAUGCACAUAUGAAAGAUGGAGCUAGUGCAUUAUUCAUUGCUGCACAAAAUGGUCAUGUACGUAUUUUGGAAGUUCUUCUGGAGCAUAAUACAAGAAUAGAUACUAUUAGAACAGAUGGUGCUACACCUUUGUGGAUCGCAGCACAGAUGGGUCAUGAUCACAUCGUCAGACAACUCUUGAAAGCCGGAGCAAACGUUGAUGCUACUAGACAUGAUGGCGCAACGCCUCUAUUUAAAGCAGCACAUAAAGGUCAUACGGCUGUUAUUGGAGAGUUACUCAAAUACCGUCCAUCACUUGGUAUUCUUCCAAAUGGUGAAAGUGCACUGCAUGCUGCAGCUUUAGCAGGACAUAUGACAGUUGUAAGACAACUGGUGGGAGCAGGAGCCGAUCCUUUACUUGUAAAUCAAGAAGGUGUAACACCACUUCAAUUAGCUGUUAGACACUCACAAACUCAAGUUGCCAAUUAUCUUAAAGACAAAAUAAGAACACGAACUGCAGCAUGUUAGAUUCCUGUUACUUUUAUUUUUAAAAAAGUAUCAAUUUUUAAAGAUAAUUUUACAAUCUAAAGAUACCAUACAAAUAAACAUAUGUGCAUGUAUACGCACAUUAACAUAAGGUAAAAUACUCCUUAUGUAUUUUAACGUUGAUCAAGUGCAAUUUUAAUAUCAUAUAAAAUCGUAAAUUUGCGUGAUACUAACAAGAUAUUUAGUAUAUAUAUAGUAAACAUUCAGUGAUUGUUCAGAAAUUCCAUUUUUAUUCCUGUUAAUGUCAGUAGCAUAAUAUAAUAUAGCAUAGUAAUAUAAUUUGAUGUUAUUGUUAACGAUUAAUAAGUUGCAACAAAUUAGUGCAUAUGCAGAAGAUAUAUUUGAUUUUCAAGAGCUAAUAUACAUUUAUUGUUGAAAGUUACAUAUUUAUUUUUUAUGUAUACACUUUGUUAUUUAUAUAGAGUAAUUGUUAAAGUAAACUUAUAAAGUUUCAGUGCUUAUUAGCAGUCUGAGAAAUGUAAGACUCCGAUAGUAUACGCGUGGUAAUGAUUCUCGUGAGAUUUAAGAUCGUUAAGACUGACUGAUUUGCCUUGAAACAUAUCACGUAGGGAUGAAACCUAUAAAUUGAUGAAAUAUAUGGCUUUCCACCGGCGGGAAAGUAAAUACUAUCUUAUCGUAAUAAUAUUUACAUAAAAAUGUAUUAUACUACAACGUCAAUGAAAAGACAAGACCAAGCAUAGAUGUCAUAAUGCCUUUCUAAUGUUAUUUUUAAACAUUAUUUCAUAAAUUCAAAAUAGAGCAAAUGAAUUUAUAUAUAUAUUUUUUUUUUAAUAAUAUACUCAAAAAUUCAAUUAGUAGUUUGGAAGAUCUAAAUUAUAAUAAAAUAAUUAAUAUGUCUGCAUUAAUAUUUAACAGCAAUACUUGAUAAAGUUCUGAUUUAUUAUAUCAUGUUACCUGCACUACCUUGACUGUCUUCCCAUUUUUUGAGAUAGUUUAAAGAUUAUACACACAUUGUUGUUGUUAAAUGAUAUAUAAUAAAAUGCAAUAAUAAAAUGCAAUGAAUGUCACUAUAACAGCACAGUAUUUUUUUACUAUCAUGUAUUAAUAUGUAUUAACUGAUUCUAUUUUCAAAUGUAAAAAGAGCUUCUUGUUUUAUAAUGUAGAAAUCUCAUAAUAAUAAUAAUAUAUUUAUUGUAACUCUUCUAUAAAGAAUAUAUACAAUUAUAAAAUAAAUAUA
Messenger RNA from Vespula vulgaris, 2448 nucleotides. Its product is annotated as ankyrin repeat domain-containing protein 29. Gene Ontology annotation, molecular function: protein binding. The record is from RefSeq and is a predicted model, not a curated record. The transcript is spliced from 8 exons. Bases 321 to 1232 code for a protein of 303 amino acids. NCBI's taxonomy places the organism in Eukaryota, Metazoa, Arthropoda, Insecta, Hymenoptera, Vespidae.